AUGAAGCUAUUCCAGGUAUUCGUGUGCUUGUUGGCUUUGGCCGUAGCGGCGCGCGCUGGCUCUCUCGGCUGGUCCAGCGGCGGCGGUGGCGGCGGCGGCUACGGCGGCGGCGGCUGGUCGAGCGGAGGCGGCGGCGGCGGCGGCUGGCCGAGUGGCGGCAGCAGUGGCUGGUCUAGCGGUGGUGGCGGCGGCUAUGGAGGCGGCGGCUGGUCGGGCGGCGGCGGCGGCGGUGGCCACGGCGGUGGUGGACAAGUGAAGAUCAUUAAAAUCAUCACCACCGGCGGCGGCGGAGGCGGCGGCGGCGGCUGGAAGAGCGGGGGCGGCGGUGGCGGCUUCUCCGGUUGGCCCAGCGGUGGCUCAUCCGGUUGGUCAAGCGGCGGCUAUGGUGGCGGCAGCGGCGGAGGAUGGAAGUCCGGUGGCGGCGGCGGGUUCGGCGGCGGCAGCAGCGGCUGGUCGCUCGGAGGUAGCAGCGGCGGAUGGAAAUCUGGCGGCGGCGGCGGCUAUGGCGGCGGCAGCGGCGGAUGGUCGCUCGGUGGCGGCGGCGGUGGCUGGAAGUCCGGCGGUUCAUGCCCAGGCAUCAUAUUCCUGUGCUUGUUGGUUUUGAUCGUGGCCGUGCACGCCGGUUUCAUCGGCGGCGGCGGCGGUGGCUGGUCUGGCGGCGGCGGCGGCGGCGGGUGGUCCGGCGGCGGCGGGGGCUGGUCGAGUGGUGGCGGCGGCGGCUGGAAGUCUGGAGGUGGCGGUGGCGGUUGGCGCAGCGGAGGCGAGGUGAAGAUCAUUAAAGUCAUCAGCAGCGGCGGAGGCGGAGGCGGUUGGCGAAGCGGUGGUGGCGGCGGCGGCUGGAAGAGCGGCGGCGGCGGCGGUGGCUGGAGAUCCGGCGGCGGCGGCUGGAGCUCCGGCGGCGGCGGCGGCGGUUGGAAAUCUUGGUGAUCCCAUCCGUAGCUCCAUUAUCAACAAUACAUGAAUACCCCUCUCA
Molecule: messenger RNA, 973 nt
Organism: Cydia fagiglandana
Lineage: Eukaryota; Metazoa; Arthropoda; Insecta; Lepidoptera; Tortricidae
Gene: CPG15
Product: loricrin-like
Exons: 8
Coding region: 1-927 (308 amino acids)
Source: RefSeq, a predicted model, not a curated record